This is a messenger RNA of Arabis nemorensis, 579 nucleotides long. Lineage: Eukaryota; Viridiplantae; Streptophyta; Magnoliopsida; Brassicales; Brassicaceae. The record is from the annotation of a GenBank genome assembly.
AUGAGGCUCAAAUUACCUCGGUAUGAGGCUCUUAGACUUCCUGUUAGUCAUCUUUUACUUCGGUGUGAAGUAUUGUCUUCUAGAGCUGAGAUGGACAAAGAAGUCAAAGAAUUUGUUGGAAACCAUCGUUAUUGUGAACCAUUGAAUUGCUUUUCACUUGUGGAGACUUCAAGAUUUAUUGUUGACAUUAAGCUUCUUUCUUUUGGUAUAUUCCCUUUCUUUGAUGUUUCUUGCACUAAAGUUGUGGUGUAUUUCAAAGUUCUCAUUCACCACUUGUCUUAUGUUGUAUUGGAUAGCCACUGCGAUGUCUACUCCUUUAUGGAGUGUUUGGUGUUAUCAAAAUCUCUUUUUGAAGGAUGGAAGAUGUUGGAGUUAGGAGGGAUUCACAAUCAAAUCCCCUCCGGCUCAUUCGUUAGCCACUUAUCUCCUUGCAGCCACUACAUAGUUUCAGCCUUACUUGCAGAGAAACUUACUCUUCUAGAGGCUGGAGAUGUGCUUUUCGGCUCCCUAAACCGUCUCUCUCUUCUCAUCUCUAAAGAAGUAGCCACUGUUGCUUUCUUUAUGAGUUUAGAGGUUUAA